Messenger RNA from Sorex fumeus (smoky shrew), 910 nucleotides. It is a transcript of the gene GLRX5, whose product is annotated as glutaredoxin 5. The transcript has 2 exons. The record is from RefSeq and is a predicted model, not a curated record. Lineage: Eukaryota; Metazoa; Chordata; Mammalia; Eulipotyphla; Soricidae. Bases 79 to 558 code for a protein of 159 amino acids.
GGCCGCCGCCGAGGGAAGGGCUCCGGGUUGCAGGCCGCACUCCGGGCCGUGCAGGGCUCCGGCGAGGCGGCUGCGGGGAUGAGCGGGUCCCUGGGCCGCGCGGCGGCGGCUUUGCUCCGCUGGGGGCGCAGCGCGGGUAGCCGCGGCCGGUGGGGCCCAGGCGUGCGGACCGCGGGCUCAGACUCGAGCUCGGGCUCGGGCGGCUUGGCGGAGCAGCUGGACGCGCUGGUGAAGAGGGACAAGGUGGUGGUCUUCCUCAAGGGGACCCCGGAGCAGCCCCAGUGCGGCUUCAGCAACGCCGUGGUGCAGAUCCUGCGGCUGCACGGCGUCAGCGACUACGCGGCCUACAACGUGCUGGACGACCCUCAGCUCCGGCAAGGCAUCAAGGACUAUUCCAACUGGCCCACCAUCCCCCAGGUGUUCCUCAACGGCGAGUUUGUGGGGGGCUGCGACAUCCUCCUGCAGAUGCACCAGAACGGGGACCUGGUGGAGGAACUGAAGAAGCUGGGCAUCCACUCGGCCCUGCUGGACGAGAAGCAGGACCAGGACUCGAAAUGAGGCGGCGGGACCAGACUCGCCGCCAUGAAGGCCCGACCCAGAGGGGUCCCCCGGGAGGCGCCCGCAGGCUCACACGCACCCCUCCUCCUCCCGGCCGGGCUUAGGCGGGGACUCGGGGCCUGGGGCAAGGAGGUCAGCACAGCCGUGCUGGGUCCCGCGGUCCACUCGGCCUCUCCUGCUGCCCUGGGCCUUGUCAUGUGCCCAGCUGUGCCUGACCCGCGGCGGCCCGGCCUGCAGAAGUGACCCAGCUUUCCGACCCCCCCGAUUUUUGUAUCUUGCUCUACGAAGAAAAGUGGCGGACAAGACAGCGAGGUCACUGGGCUGUGGUUUUUGAAAUAAAAUGCCAACACGG